GUGAAUACACCCAUCGUGGAAAACCAUCAUCGAGCAGAAAGACACCAUCAUUUCGUUUUUUUUGGUGCGCGUGAAAAAAAAACUCACAAUCAAAUAUACAAAAUCUUCUGCACCGUGCAAGUAUUGCGAACCGUCGUCGUCAUCUGUAAUAAUCAUCGUCGCUCGGAUUAUAGUCCCUCAAUUGGAGAAAAUCCAACCCGGCCCGUGUGUGUAUAGUGCAUUACCAGAAUCAGAAUCGAGUGUGGAUCGCGACUUGGCGGAACGAGUUUUGGGAUUUUCGUCGGAUCAGCCAGAAUCGAGACCAUCAACCGCUUCAGUCGGUGUUUUUGGGUCGCGUCGAAACCAUCGCGAUAGAAACCUCCGCGCGGACGACGAGCAUUUUUCGGAACAUUCGGUGCUACGGUUUUUAUUGAGAGUGUGAAGUUUGUGCAGUAAGAGCGGUUAGGAAGCGCAACCAGGUGCAUUUAGUUGGCAGUGAUUUUACACACUAGUGUCUAUUGUUUUGUGCUUCUGUGAAGUUUACAUCAACACCAGGAAAACAUGGAUGAUCUUACCCCAGAGCAGAUUGCAAUCCUGCAGAAGGCCUUCAACAGCUUCGACCGCGAAAAGACCGGUAGCAUCUCGUCCGAAACGGUCGGCGAGAUCCUCCGACUAAUGGGACAGCCCUUCAACAGCAAAAUCCUCGAGGAGAUGAUCGAAGAAGUUGACGAAGACAAAUCCGGUCAAAUUGAGUUCGCCGAGUUCAUCACGCUAGCGGCCAAGUUCAUCGUUGAGGAGGACGAGGAAGCCCUGCACAAGGAGCUGAAAGAGGCCUUCCGUCUGUACGACAAGGAAGGAAACGGCUUCAUUCCCACCUCCUGCCUGCGCGAGAUCCUUCGAGAGCUGGACGACCAGCUGUCCGAGGAGGACCUGGACAUGAUGAUCGAGGAAAUCGACUCCGACGGUUCGGGAACGGUCGAUUUCGAUGAAUUCAUGGAGAUGAUGACUGGUUAAACGGGAAUGUUUACACCGGAUCGGCUCCACCGUAUUCCCCCAUCCGAUGCGAUCGUGGUCAUUUUCCCCCCACUCAUCGACGAGAGAGGCAUAGGCACCCAUAAAACGACCCUCUCAGCACAUUUUGUUCUCAAUCUCUAUGACUUAAAGUUAAUUAUUGUUUUGUAUACACUUACUUUUAGAAAUCACAGAUUAAGAACGGACUACGUGUUUGUUAGCUCGUGUAUUGUUAGACAAGCCCGUUUCUAAUGGUAUCGGACCUUGCAUUACUAUUUAAAAACUGUUUAGUUGUUUGCUUUUUUGAGUAAGACGUAGAAAAAUUAGAAAAUCAACACCUGAGGAUUAAAAACAACAUCGGAAUUCUGCGGCGUCAAACCCUAUUUAGUAUUUGAAUUCACCAUCAAUCUGUUUUAUUCUCUCUCUUAAAUUAUGAUUUAGUUUAUCUUACUCACCUGUAUUGUAGCAUUGUUCUUCUCUGCGCGUAAGGAACGAUUUAACAGGACAUUUUUUCUCAGUACUCUUCUGCAUUAUUAAUGUUUAAUAAUAAAGAAAACGAGUUCAGUAAAACGAAUAA
This is a messenger RNA of Aedes albopictus (Asian tiger mosquito), 1567 nucleotides long. It is a transcript of the gene TpnC73F, whose product is annotated as troponin C. The record is from RefSeq and is a predicted model, not a curated record. Gene Ontology annotation, cellular component: myosin II complex. Bases 541 to 993 code for a protein of 150 amino acids. Gene Ontology annotation, molecular function: calcium ion binding. Lineage: Eukaryota; Metazoa; Arthropoda; Insecta; Diptera; Culicidae. The transcript is spliced from 5 exons.